UAGUACUCUGAUGUUUGGCCAGCACUAAUUUUUGUUGGUGAAAUCAAGAAAAAUCUACAAGUGAAAAAUGACUGGACGCGGAAAGGGAGGCAAAGGACUAGGAAAGGGGGGCGCCAAGCGCCAUCGCAAGGUUUUGCGUGAUAACAUCCAGGGCAUCACCAAGCCGGCCAUUCGCCGCUUGGCCCGCCGCGGGGGCGUGAAGCGUAUUUCGGGAUUGAUUUACGAGGAGACGCGCGGUGUCCUCAAGGUAUUCCUUGAGAACGUGAUCCGUGAUGCCGUCACCUAUACUGAGCACGCCAAGCGCAAGACUGUGACCGCCAUGGACGUGGUCUACGCUCUCAAGCGCCAGGGACGCACCCUCUACGGCUUUGGAGGUUAAGAGGUUCGCAGAGGACUCUCCGGGUCCACCACCUGAACCAUAUAUAACCAAUUGGUCGCUCUUCAAAUCAAUAUUAAAAAACUUAUCCAAUAAUGUAACCACGCAUAUUCCACUUCAACUCAAAUUAAGGUCUUGCACAAAUAAAGCAAACAAUAUUCAAGUAGAGCACAA
Molecule: messenger RNA, 550 nt
Organism: Drosophila bipectinata
Lineage: Eukaryota; Metazoa; Arthropoda; Insecta; Diptera; Drosophilidae
Gene: His4r
Product: Histone H4 replacement
Biological process (GO): nucleosome assembly
Cellular component (GO): nucleosome
Molecular function (GO): protein heterodimerization activity; DNA binding; structural constituent of chromatin
Source: RefSeq, a predicted model, not a curated record